This is a messenger RNA of Puma concolor (puma), 444 nucleotides long. RefSeq names its product interferon alpha inducible protein 6 (gene IFI6). Lineage: Eukaryota; Metazoa; Chordata; Mammalia; Carnivora; Felidae. Gene Ontology annotation, biological process: negative regulation of extrinsic apoptotic signaling pathway in absence of ligand; negative regulation of mitochondrial depolarization; release of cytochrome c from mitochondria. The record is from RefSeq and is a predicted model, not a curated record. Gene Ontology annotation, cellular component: mitochondrial membrane.
AAGCCUGCGCGCGGCGCCACCAUGCGGCGGAAGGCGGUAUCGCUCUUCUUGUGCCACCUGCUACUCUUCGCCUGCGGCGGGGUGGAGGCAGGCAAAAGAAGACAGACAAAAGAAGAGCGCUCGGAGGACGGCGGCUCCGGGGUCUGGGGCGCCCUGACCUACAUGGCUGUCGGAGGAGGGCUCCUGGCCGCGGGGCUGCCCGUUCUGGGCUUCACGAGCACGGGCAUCGCCGCCAACUCUGUGGCCGCCUGGUUGAUGAGCUGCUCCGCGGUGGCGAACGGGGGCGGUGUGCCCGCCGGGGGGCUGGUGGCCGUGCUGCAGAGCCUCGGGGCUAGUGGUGGCAGUGCCCUCAUGGGCAAGAUUGGUGCCUUUCUGGGCUACACUAUCCACAGACACCUUGAAAACAGCCGGGAGAAGGAGGAGGAAGUGGAGGAGGAGGAGUAG